This is a messenger RNA of Striga asiatica, 744 nucleotides long. The record is from the annotation of a GenBank genome assembly. Lineage: Eukaryota; Viridiplantae; Streptophyta; Magnoliopsida; Lamiales; Orobanchaceae.
AUGUCAGCAUUCUCUACCGGUUGUGCUCGCUCUUCCAAUACCAAGCUCGUGAGCCCGUGCUGCCUCAAAUACUCCUCGAGAGGCAAACUAGCUUCUCGUACGAGGCUCGUCAUGCUGACCACAUUCUCCCGGCUCGGAUGGCAAUUCAAAUCCAACCCACCUCCCUUCAACAAAGCCUCCGUGUGCUGGGCCCCACGCGCGAUCUCGGCCUCUUGGCGUUUCUUCUUGCGCAUCAUGAGGGUUUUGAAGCGGCGUUUCACGGUCGAGCAAACAUUGCACACGCAACUCGGCUGGUGCUUUCCCUUGCCGCUCGGCGGCUGUAUGCACACGAUGCACGAGCAGCCCGCCCGGUGCCUCGGGUGCUUUGUGGUGGCCGCAGCCGAUGACGUGGCGCCUCGUUCGCCCGUCUCGGCUAAUGAUGGGUUUGUCGGAUUUUGUGUGUCGGAAAUACUCGAGCUCGCUGGGGCUCAAUUCAUCGGGUGCACAACACGAGCAUCUAACACAGAAAGAACAGCAAUGCUCGAUAUGAAUAGCGAAAAUCUCUUUGUAUUUGAAGUGAAUAAAUGCUCAACCAAACCUUGUAUAAUCGUGGCACGUCCACUUGGGAGGGAGAAGGAUGUCGAUCGGCACUUUUCGCCAUUUGAAGCAACUAUCGCAUUGAGUCCACUGCUCGUGCUCCCUGAAUUCGACAGAUACACGAGCAACGAAAAUACUCCUCUUCGCGAAAACAGGUGGUUCCUGUAA